GCACACUCCCUCUUACUAUCCCUUCACUCACACUCUUACCUUCAUUCAAAGGGGGUGUUUUCACUACUUUAACAUGGCGACACUCUCUAACAUGAUUCUGCUGCGUUGUUCUUGGCAUUUAGUGUUGCACGUCGUCUUCUGGUGGUUUCUGCUGGCCGUUAUUCCUAGCAGCAUGGCCAUGGUGACCAAUGUACCAAACGAAUCACCAUCCAUAGAAGCCCAAGAAGAGGCUUACGUUACCUUCCGACACAAAACGGACAGUCUUACCAUUCUCAUGCUUCUCACUUUACUAUUACUCACAAUUUUGACCAUUUGGUUGUUUAAGCACAGACGUUUUCGAUUCGUGCACGAAACUGGACUUUCUAUGAUAUACGGUUUGGUCGUUGGUGCCGUAAUCCGUUAUGCUGGCGGGCCGUCUUCUCACCGCGUUCCACCACAAGCCAAGCUCAUCAAUGCAACAGCUACAGUUGAAAAUAUACCAAAUUCUAUUUAUUUAUUUUUGAAUAUAUCUAACAGUAGUCACUCAGAGACUUUACAAUAUAAUUUUUACAGCAAAGUUAAGACUGAAACUCAGGGCGUGCCUUUAGAAAGAACAGUUACAUUUGAUCCAGAGUUGUUCUUCAAUGUUCUUCUUCCUGUUAUUAUUUUCAAUGCUGGAUACAGUAUGAAACGAAAACAUUUUUUUCGGAACCUUGGUGCAGUUAUGACUUAUGCUUUAAUUGGUACCACAAUAUCCAGUAUAGUAUUUGGUGGUAUCAUGUAUGGCCUGACCAGAAUAAUGAACAUAUCGCAUCUCAUCCAGUUGACUGAUUGUUUCUUUUUCGGUGCUGUGAUAUCAGCAACAGACCCUGUUACAAUUCUGGCUAUUUUCCAUGAUCUCAAUGUUGAUGUUGAUUUGUAUGCGCUUGUCUUUGGUGAAAGUGUGCUCAAUGAUGCAGUGGCUAUAGUGUUGUCUCGAGCUGUUGAACAGUAUGCCCAUGCAGCAGGAGGAGAAAACCAAGCAAAUGCUUUCUUUGGUUCCCUGGGCAAUUUCGUUGGAGUCUUUUUGGGUGCUUUUGUGAUUGGUGCAGCUAUUGGCUGCAUAACAGCUUUGAUAUCAAAAUAUACAAAGAUUCGAGAAUAUCCUUUAUUAGAAACAGCACUGUUCUUCUUGAUGUCUUACAGUACGUUCCAAGCUGCCGAGGCUGCUGGACUAACAGGAAUUGUUGCUGUCCUAUUUUGUGGUAUUACUCAAGCUCAUUAUACUUAUAACAAUCUCUCGUCAGAAUCGAAAGCGAGGACAAAACAAUUGUUCGAGCUAUGCAACUUUUUAGCUGAAAAUUUUGUAUUCCUCUAUAUUGGAGUGUCUGUAUUUACUUUCCAAGCCAUGAAAUGGCAUGCAAUUUUUAUAUUUUCAGCAUUUGUAUCCUUUUUCCUAACAGAUUUUUCAAGAUUUUCUAAUGUUUACCCGCUGUCCUAUUUGCUAAAUUUAGGACGGAAGAACAAAAUUAGUUUUGCUUUCCAACACAUGAUGAUGUUUGCUGGUUUACGAGGAGCAAUCGCUUUUGCUCUAGCCAUUCGGAACACGUCAACGGCAGCCCGACAGUACAUGGUAUCUGCCAUCAUGAUGGUUGUUCUUGUAACAGUCAUAGUGUGUGGAAGUAUGACCACGCCCAUGUUACAGUGGCUCAAGAUCAGAGUUGGUGUUGAUGAAGAACACGAGCAGCCAUUUGAGCCUGUGCGUACCGCCAUUAAUCGCCAGAAACAGUAUAGCACAAUGGAUGGGCCAGCGAGUGAACAGUCUUCAUCUUCUGCAGCUGGUGGCACACCAUCAAACUCUACCGCAGCAGGAGUCCCAAAUCAGACCAACACGAGUCCUGGUUCAGUGCCAAGUGAGCAGCCGCCUUCAGGAGAGAAAGCUUGGUUGGUGCUUCAUUGGUACAAUUUUGAUACCAAAUACAUGAAGCCAUUCUUGACUAACAGUCGUCCCCUGCUCACAGAAACUCUACCAACCUGGUGCUUACCCAUAGCAAAACUUUUAACCACAAAUGAACAGUUAUCUGAAGGUCUUCAUAAACGGGAGUCUGAUUCUGAUACGGAUAUGAUUAUUGACCACAGCGAGUCAUACGGAGAAAACACCAGUGUUGCCUCUGGACACACGGCCGACAUGAUAGACAGAAAGCCAACAUUACAAAUUAACUUGGAAGAUGAUGCAACAAGCGGAGACCUUGGACUUGGGGAAAGUAACCACCACCAGUUAAGCCUGCGCAUCAAUCUGCCCGGUUCCCAUGAUAAUAAUCCAUACAAAACUUUGCCUGACUGAGAACAAAACACCACCUGGAGGUUUUACCAUUGAAUAACAUUAAAUAUUGCGUGAACAUCCCUAAAUCCAGUUUGAAUCAAUAUUCCAAGAAAUCUUCAUCAUCCGAGCACUUAUUUUUGUUAUCUUUCUUUAUUUUAUCCCCUCCCUCCCACCACCACCGCCAAUAACAACAACAACAACCACAACAACAGCCAUGGACUUGACUUUUGGAGUAAUGUAAAUAAGUAUUCAUUUACCUGAAAUAACGAACGUUUAAACUUUAUUACACAUGUACACAUACACACACAUAUACACAUAAAUAUGCAUUAGCUCAUGCUAGAAGCAUGGUGUCCCGCAUCGAAGAUGGCAUUUAAUUUAAAGAUUGUUAAUUAAACAGUUAAAUGCUGUUCUAAUUGUGGGACAUCUGUUGCAUACGUCCAGAAGCAUACAUAUAUGUGUGUGUGCAUAUGUCUACCUCUCUCUAUAUAUAUGUGUAUAUAUAUAUAUAUAUAUAUAUAUAUGUAUACACACACACACACACAUAUACAUAUAUAUAUAUAUAGAUAUAUAUAUACAUAUAUAAAUGCAUAGAUAUAUAUCUAUGUGUAUAUAUAUAUAUGUGUGUGUGUGUAUUUAUGUAUAUAUAUAUAUAUGUAUAGAUAUAUAUGUGUGUAUAUAUGUGUAUGUGUGUAUGCAUGCACAUAAAGGCUUGUAUAAAUAUGUACAUAUACACUCAUGUGGCUUGCCUAUAACCACAUGCUUGUGAUUAUUUUCAAACACAUGUAUAUAAUCUUGAAUUGUUUUGGUGAAAAAAAAAAAUCUGUUAUAAAGUUUAAAUUUAAGCUCAUUUAUAUUAAUUUUAUUUAAGAACUUAAAUUAUAUUUUAAUUUCCAGCUCGCAUAAGAAUAUCCGAAUUAGUUAUUUUACCAAAUUCUUGAUGAUAAUAAAUGACAGUUAUGAAAACGUCAGUGUUUUUCAUUGGAAAUAUAGCAACCAAAGACUUAAAGACCAGCUUUUAUGCAGGUUUAUUAACCUUCGUAGAUAUUCCCUUUAAGAUGGUCUAUGUGUCUUCUGAAAAUGGUCUGGCUUAGUUGAUUGAAAUAGAACUGUUGUGGACUGAAUGAGAAAGUAAAAUUACCAAUUAAGCUAACAAGAAUUAUUAAUAUUACUUAUAUUAAUUAGGGUAGGAAGCUGGCAGAAUCCAUACUGCACAGGGCUAAAUGCUCAGCAGCAUUUCAAUAAUCUUUACAUUCUGAGUUCAAAUCCUACCAAGGUCAACUUUUCCUUUCAUCCUUUCAGGGUUGAUAAAAUAAGUACCAGUUGAACACUGGGGUCGAUGUAAUCGACUUACCCCCCCCCUCCCUUGAAAUUACUGGCCUUGUGCCAAAAUUCGAAACCAUUAUUAUGGAAAUGGAGGAGGUGAAGGUUUUUGAUUUUUAGUUUGGAUUUUGUAAUUCUACAUACCAUUGGUCGGUUGAACUCUUUAUUCUUCUGAUUCUGUAAUCUUCUCAAGAUAUCUGUCAGAAAAUACAAAUAUUGUCACUGUGUUUAUUAUUAUUAUUAUUAUUAUUACAAUUAUUAUUAAUACCCUACAAAGUUUAAAUGCAAUUAAAACAGCAAAUUAAUAUAUGUUAUUUGCCAGGAAUGUUAGGUUCAGUCAUUCAGUUUUUGGUAAAACUAGAAAUAAUAAUAAUAAUAAUAAUAAUAAUAAGGUUACUUGUUGUAGCCUGAUGUUAGGAAUUUUUUCCAACAGUCUAGUCUGUUGUGUGUAAAUGAUAUAAUAAUAAUAAUAAUAAUAAUGAUAUAUAUUGAAAAUUCCUUUGUAAAAAAAUAAAAUAAUUAUAAUAAAACAAAAAAAAA
Molecule: messenger RNA, 4141 nt
Organism: Octopus bimaculoides (California two-spot octopus)
Lineage: Eukaryota; Metazoa; Mollusca; Cephalopoda; Octopoda; Octopodidae
Product: sodium/hydrogen exchanger 9
Biological process (GO): regulation of intracellular pH; potassium ion transmembrane transport; proton transmembrane transport
Cellular component (GO): recycling endosome; plasma membrane
Molecular function (GO): potassium:proton antiporter activity; sodium:proton antiporter activity
Source: RefSeq, a predicted model, not a curated record